This is a messenger RNA of Ostreococcus tauri, 402 nucleotides long. RefSeq names its product unnamed product. The transcript has a single exon. The record is from RefSeq and is a predicted model, not a curated record. Bases 1 to 402 code for a protein of 133 amino acids. NCBI's taxonomy places the organism in Eukaryota, Viridiplantae, Chlorophyta, Mamiellophyceae, Mamiellales, Bathycoccaceae.
AUGUCUUUUUCGUGCUGCCGACGCGUCGCCAGCGUCGACGAGGACGCGGUGUCGACCGCGAACGACGCGAGGGAUGUUCUCGCGCGAGCGUGCUUGGACGCCGUGCGCGAGGCGUUGAUGCGAACGAUGGAGAUGGAACGCGCGAUGCGAAUUGGAUUUCUGCGAGCGGUUCGCGCGCGACGGUUCAACGGCGAGCGCGUCGUCGAUGGACGCACGGCGCGGGUGCGAGUGCGGAUGCGAGACGGUCGAUGGACGUUGGUUCGAUGUGGGUCGAGCGCCGCGGGUGGGGGGGAUUGGGGCGAGGCGAGAGGGGCGUUCGAGGACGCGCUCGAGCGGGCGGUGGAGGCGAUCGACGCGAGACACGAGGCGUUGCGACGCGCGAUGGAGGUCGCAAAGGGAUGA